Molecule: messenger RNA, 2005 nt
Organism: Styela clava
Lineage: Eukaryota; Metazoa; Chordata; Ascidiacea; Stolidobranchia; Styelidae
Source: RefSeq, a predicted model, not a curated record
GACAAAAACAUUACAACUUUUGUCCGCAAUUCUGCUUUGCUACGUUAUACCUCAGUCAUUUAUAAGUUAUUACACCUACGUAUUUUUAUUUUAAGGAUAUUGUAAAUCGCUAAUUACAGGGAGAAGAAAGCUUAUCAAAGUGGAAUAUAACCAUGAAAAGAAACGUAAUGCCGGGAGUCUUUUGUUUUGAGUAGUAGCAAAUUGUUUCACCUGAAAAUGUGUUUGAAGCUUACAAUAAAGUAUGAAAAUGAUGAAACUUAUACUCGACUUAACAUUAUUUAUCAUCCUGGUUUUUCAUCCUGCUCAUGGAUUCCCUGGGGUUCUCCCUUGUUCAACAAAUGAAUGUCGACAUCGAAGGGGUUACAUUCAUUUUUUCACAUGGUUCCGUCAACCAUAUGACGGCUUGGACUUUAGGACAAUAAAUAUCACAAAAGAUUACGUAACAUUGUUUGAUAUUACCAUUGUAAUAAAGAAUAUGAAGAAUUUCGAUUCAAAUUCAACGGUAAUUCAAAUCAGUGCCCAGUCAAAAGCGGAAGAUUUUUAUUUUACAAACGUAAAAACAUCGGCAAACAGAAUAUUUCACUUCAAAAAUGUGAAAAAUGUAAAACUGUUGCUAUUCUCAUUCAAGCAGAAUGUCGUUGCGGACUUGUUUUAUUUCAUGGACUGCGACUUCAAGAUGGAGCAAUUUUCUUCUCUCACAUAUCCGGAAAGAGAUUCGAAGCCCGUUCCAAUAUUAAAGACUUUAUGGGGACAUUUAUUAAACAUUGAUGCAGUGCACAGACCUCGCAAAUCCUGUUGGUUUGUUGUGCCAUUAGACAAUUAUGAAGGCUUGGCAAACAUUAAGAAUACAUACAUCGUCUUCGACAACGCGUUGAACAAAAACUCAAAACUUGAUAUCACGGACGUCAUAACAGAUAAAGUUGUUCUGACACAUUCUGAUAAACUGUCUUUAGGUCCGGGAGUAACUAUUGUCGAAGGGCAGGACAAAGCAAUAGAAGUUGGAAUAAAUAAAUUUCCUGCGACUACUGUUUUAUUUGUUGAUUAUCAAUGUGUUUCUCCAUUACUCGAUUGUUCAACAGAUUCAAAGUUUCACAUCAGUUUUAAGCCAUUCACAAACUUCGAUAUUGAGUGCAUUAAAGUAGAAGAAUUCUGUCGUUUCGGUCGCGGUGAAAGUCCUUUUCCAACUUGCAGACCAGAAGAUAGAAUUAUAUACAAAGAUCGAUCUAUUUCAAAUUGCCUUGCACUACAGGAUUUAUUGGACAGUAUUGCAAAACAAGUAAUACCGCCAAUAUAUAACCACCCUAUCAGCUUAUUGAUGCUUGCAACCGGUCAAAAGAUCCCGGGCUUAGAGCCAUUCCCUGAUCUAAGUACGAAUUUUCUACUUGAUCGAGAAGACCAAUCAGAUCUAAAAUUCAGGCGAAUGGGAUCAACAGGGAGGUGUUCUAAUAUCCACGAAUACUGCCGGACAAUUCGAAUGUGUAGUUCACAAGGAAGUUGUGCACGAGUUUGUCUGAUGAUGCAUAUACAGAGGGGUUGUCCCUUUUUCGGGAGAAAAAUGAGCAAUUAACAGAAUCAUUCUCAAUGAAUGAAUCUAUUGCGUCGAAAUGAUUUACCCAGCAUGAAUUUUAUGCAGGAAAACCUGGAAACAAAUUUAGUCUACAUGUUAGAUAUCUGAUUUACUCAACAGUGAUUCAAUAUCUCGAACCUCAGUUAAAGAGCGAACAAACAUCCAAAACUGAUUCGCAAGCUUAGAUGGCUUAGAUUGUUUAUUGGACGAGGGUAAUGGUUAAUAUAGUAUUUGUAGCAUUCGGAAGCAUAAUAGCUACUAUUCACAGAAAAAGUGUAAUAUUUAAUAGAAUAAUUGUUUAAUAUAUAUAUUUCAUGGUGCAGGUAACCAGUUCCUAUUUUCAAGUUUUUUUUGUAGUAGAUUCGCUCGUAAAAUCUGGAAACUUUCACGGCUUUAUCGAAUGGUGCACAUAAUUUUAUGUAUAAAGUAUUAACGUGA